Pollicipes pollicipes is the source of this 759-nucleotide messenger RNA. Its product is annotated as oxytocin-neurophysin 1. Bases 4 to 339 code for a protein of 111 amino acids. NCBI's taxonomy places the organism in Eukaryota, Metazoa, Arthropoda, Thecostraca, Pollicipedomorpha, Pollicipedidae. Gene Ontology annotation, molecular function: peptidase inhibitor activity. The record is from RefSeq and is a predicted model, not a curated record. Gene Ontology annotation, cellular component: extracellular region. The transcript has 2 exons.
GCCAUGACUCCGUCCAGUGUUGCAGUCGCAGUGGUGAUGCUCGUGACGGUCGGGGUCGCCGUGACGGACGCCUACCAGCCGCCGGACAAUGAAAGAGUGUGCCCCCUCAACGACAUCGAGGAAAGGAUCUUCUGCGUGCAAGACGCGCCGGACGCCUGCACCAGCGACGCGCAGUGCAGCGGCAGCGAGCGCUGCUGCAGGUUCGGCUGCCGCCGCCAGUGCGUGACCACCUGUCCGCCCUGCGGUCCGGGGAAGGAGUGUCUGAUCACGGGCGUGUUCUGUGGGCCGGACUGUGAGCGGCAGCCGGCCGCUUGCCUGCCGGCCUUCGGCCAGCACUAAUGACGUCACAGGCUGGUCACUGAUGACGUCACCGGCUGGUGACGCCCGGGAUGCCUGUUGUGCCGGUGGAAAUGGCGCUUGAUUGAGAGCUGCUUUGAGUGAAACAGAGAUUUGUGAGCUCAGGACUACCUCAGUCUUCGCACUAUACGUGCUGGCGGCAUUGAAAAAUGUUGAUUGGUGUACGGUAUCUAAUAUAUAUUGGCCAAGGCUAGUUAACUCAUAAUGAUACUAUCAGCCAUCCGUUCUGGGAAACAUCAACGGACACCGAAACGAAUCUCAUUCACAGAACGUCGUUGCUGGAACUAACCAGCCUAACGGAAGUGACCGAACGUAGUGAAUACGCUGUCUGACGAAAUUGUGCGACUGCAAUGAGCUCAGUCUUGCGCAAGUCUGCGAGUGCAUUAAAUUAAAACGUUCUUA